This is a messenger RNA of Tachyglossus aculeatus (Australian echidna), 1574 nucleotides long. It is a transcript of the gene TPGS2, whose product is annotated as tubulin polyglutamylase complex subunit 2. The coding region runs from base 42 to 911 and encodes 289 amino acids. Lineage: Eukaryota; Metazoa; Chordata; Mammalia; Monotremata; Tachyglossidae. The transcript is spliced from 7 exons. Gene Ontology annotation, biological process: protein polyglutamylation. The record is from RefSeq and is a predicted model, not a curated record.
AGAAAAGGGGACGGGAGGGGGUGGUCCAUCGGCCCCCCAAUAUGGACACGUUGGCCGGCAGCAAUCCUUACCUGGAGAAACUCACUCUCGGAAUCAUCAAGAUCCUCGAAAGUUCCCCCGGAGUGACGGAGGUGACGUUUAUAGAAAAGGAGCCUGCUGAACGCCAUAUGAUCGCUUCAUGGGAACAGAAGAACGAGUGCGCACUCCCCGAGGACCUCAAGAAUUUCUACCUGAUGACAGAUGGCUUCCACAUGACGUGGAGUGUGAAGCUGGAUGAUAAUCCCGUGCGUCUGGGCUGCAUGAUGAUAAACGACCUGUCCCGGCUAACCAAGCUGAGCGAGUCGUCCAUGUACUCGCUGCCCAACGCGCCCACCCUCGCCGAUCUGGAAGACGACACCGACGAGGAAGCCAGCGACGACCAGCCGGACAAGCCACACUUCGACUCGCGCAGUCUGAUCUUCGAACUGGACUCCUGCCGAGGGAACGGGAAAGUGUGCCUCGUCUACCAGAGGACCGAAGCAGCUGCCGCCCCCAGGACCGCGAUCUGGUUCCUGGACAGAGCCUUGUAUUGGCACUUUCUCACCGACACCUUUACCGCCUAUUACCGCCUGCUGGUCACCCACCUGGGGCUGCCCCAGUGGCAGUACGCCUUCACCAGCUAUGGCAUCAGCCCUCAAGCCAAGCAAUGGUUUAACAUGUUCAAGCCCGUCACCUGUAACACGGCCCUGCUCACCGAAGAGGCCGACUCCUUUGUGAACAAGCUGGACCCCAACAAGGUGUUUAAGAGCAAGAACAAGACCCCAGUUCCCAAGAGGAAACCGAUCCUCCCGCCCUCCGGCCCCCAGAAAGGCCCACUGGGCCCCGUCGCGCCCAAGGCCUCAUCAGUCCCUGGGAACCCAGCCAGGAAAUGAGGGGUCCCAUCGCCUCAGCUUCCCGGUGAGACGGUGGCUCCCCCACCCCGAGACGCUUCCCGGACAUGAACAGGAUGGCAUGGCUCCCUUCUGCACAGCCUGGCACUGGAGGGGGGCAUUUGGGCCCCCUGCCCAGCCUCUGAGAGAAGGCAGGCCUUGCCCUUGGUCUGGGCCUGUCGAACAGAGGGGCCAUUGUGGGCACGGGGCGUGACGGGGAGGCCUUGGCCACGGCCCGCCUGGGUCCCUGUGAGGCCAGAGGAGAGGCGGGAGUCCCGUAGUCCCAAUGUGGAUCGGAACACACCGGGAUGUGCCACCGAGGAAGAGCUGGGGCCCAUUUCCCGACACUCUUGCUGUCCUGGUUACACGGGUCAGAUAUUCCAUCAUUCUCGGAAAUCGGAGGAAACAGCUUAAGUGCGCCGGACCCAGAGGACUACCUGUUCGGUAAUGCAUUGCCGCUCUGGGUUACGGCUGCAAGAGACCACUUAGAGCUUAUCAGAAAGUCCAGUGAUUGCUUGGCUUUUCCCCCAGAAUCGCCAAACUUCAAGUAGAAGAGAUGCCAGUAUUUUUGAAAAGCGCUUCUGUUGGUUCCUGGCCCCGCUCCCAUUUGUUUAGAUCCUUGUUCAGCGGGGUGGCACUAAUAAAAAAUCUUCUGCAGACUGAAAA